UCGACUGAAACGAUUUAAAGAAAAUAAUGAUUCAGUUGAGUUCACUAUUUCACAGCGCACUGCUGCAUCCGCUCACACACCGGUUUUCGAUCUCAUUCAGACAUCUGCAUCUAUCGGUCCCAUUUCGUAAGAAGUCAGCAUACAUCAUCUCGUAAAGUCUCGAACGGGUCGUUUAAAGAUGUUGGCGUGCACUGAAAUGAUCACGAUGUGUCUCCAGUCGGCGAAGCGCGAGCAUCUGCGCUCCAAACAGCAGCAUCAGCACCAGCAUAAGAUACAGGAUGCGGCUCACGGGCUGUCCAUCUUUCACGACAUUUUCCGUCGAGCUGAUAAAAAUGAUGAUGGGAAACUGUCCUUCGAGGAGUUUAAAGCUUACUUUGCUGAUGGGAUUUUAACAACCGAUGAACUACGAGAACUUUUCUACUCCAUCGAUGGACGACAAACAAAUAACCUCGAUACAGACAAACUAUCAGAUUACUUUUCUCAGCAUCUUGGAGAAUAUCUGGAUGUUCUGUCUGCAUUAGAAAAGCUCAACGUUGCUGUUCUGAAGGCAAUGGACAAGACGAAGGAGGAGUACCAGGAAUCAUCAGUUUUGGGUCAGUUUGUGACCCGUUUUAUGUUGCGUGAGACAUCUUCUCAGUUGUUGUCUCUCCAGAUGUCUCUGCAGUGUGCAAUGGAGGCUGUGGAGGCGCAAAGCAGCACCACUCCAGUUGAGGUUAAUGUUCCAGAUCAUCUGGCGAUUCAGAAGAACAACAGAAGAUGUGGUCGUCGAGUGCAGAAGAACAUGUGUCUGUCUCCCACUGAUCCAUACUCUGGCAUACUCACUACAGGUGUUACUGUAGAUACAGAUGAACACUGGUGCUCUCAAAUCAACAGACUCCAGCAACUCAUCGACAAACUGGAGUGCCAGAGUCCAAAGUUGGAGCCAUUGAAGGAAGAUCCACUGGCCAGCACAUAUAAAUCCAACAUUCUGCUGGUUCAGAGGCAGAUGAUGGUUUUGGAGAAUGAUCUAGAAGAGUUUCAGAAGGCUUUGAAGACUUAUGCACAUUCCACCUCCAAUCAGAAUGACAAUCUACAUGUAUCCAUUCAGAAACUGCCUGAGAAAAGCUGCUACAUCAUAUAUGAGUUUUGGCAGGACCGUAUCUCCUGGAUGAGUUAUCUGCAGUCUGACAGCAGUAAGAUGUUUCAGCGCUGUAUUAUAGACCUGCUAGAGGAUCCAGAAGUGGUGUCCACCAUGCUCAUGCCAGCGUCCUGGUGGAUCAUGACAAACAACUAAAAACAACUCACAGCUGAACCUGAGUCAUAAAACCGACCCUCGUGUGAACUAAUAACUAGCUAGAAAACACAUCUGAUGAAACAUCUAUACAGAUGACAGACGUGUGCGGUUUUUGCCUUGAGUUUUAUCUGCCACUUUGCUUCGAUGAUAAAACAACCUGAAACUUAUGAAAUUGAAUUAAGGGUAGCAAACAGAUUGCAGAAUUGUAAUUUAAGGAAGUUGAAGAGAUUUCUAUGACGCUGUACAUUGCAUUUCAAUUAUCAGUAUGAAUCAAUUCAUUUGAAAUGUGAUUCAAUAUUUAUUUCAUUUCUUUAAAGCAGUGUGGUGUUUAUUUAGUUGUGCAAAAGUUAAAUAUGGAUUGCUUUAAUGGCUGUGUUAUUUAUUAGAUCCAGUGGAAAAUGUGUAUGAUAAAUAAGCUAAAUUCUUCUUCCUGUUAUUCCAAUUCAACAUCAUGUGGGUGUGGCCGAUUCAAAUUCAAAGUCAUGAAUUGAAAUGAAGCUCAAUCCUAAAAGAAGUUUAUCUGUGAUAAUAACACAGGCAUGAUUGUAAUAAUACUCACAUGCAUGUCAAAGCAGAUUUUGCUCCAUGCAAUGAAUGUUGCAACUCAACGAAUGAAAUUCAAGACUUGUAAAUAAUUUAAAAACACUUACAAAACAAAAUCUGCUACAAAUGCUUUCAAGUCAAACUCUUGUGGGUAGCGUAAGGACUUCUGUUUAAAACUGCAUGCAAAUAAGAGAUAGAUGAUUUCAAACAUCAGUGUUUGCUAUCAGACAACGUUUCUGAACAAUUAAGUCUGAAAUAUUCGGGUAGAGUAGAUAUGUUAAAGGAGGUGUGAAACUUUUCAUGUUAUUUUUAUUCUGUAGAUAAGACGCUGCUUUGACUUCCUGUUGUUCGAUUGAUGUAAAAACCCAUUAGACAUUGUAUUGUUUAUGCAUCUUAACAAAUCUUUUGCCUUUUACUCCAUUGAAUGAAAAUUAAACUGAAAUUGUGAAAUAA
Molecule: messenger RNA, 2269 nt
Organism: Paramisgurnus dabryanus
Lineage: Eukaryota; Metazoa; Chordata; Actinopteri; Cypriniformes; Cobitidae
Gene: necab3
Product: N-terminal EF-hand calcium binding protein 3
Biological process (GO): regulation of amyloid precursor protein biosynthetic process
Cellular component (GO): Golgi cis cisterna; endoplasmic reticulum; cytoplasm
Molecular function (GO): calcium ion binding
Source: RefSeq, a predicted model, not a curated record